Messenger RNA from Brassica oleracea var. oleracea, 1356 nucleotides. RefSeq names its product thioredoxin reductase 2-like. NCBI's taxonomy places the organism in Eukaryota, Viridiplantae, Streptophyta, Magnoliopsida, Brassicales, Brassicaceae. The transcript has 4 exons. Gene Ontology annotation, molecular function: oxidoreductase activity. The record is from RefSeq and is a predicted model, not a curated record. The coding region runs from base 378 to 1028 and encodes 216 amino acids.
CAUAGUUUCAUUAAGACAGGAAUUGUGAUGGGCUUUCGUACUCCUUUUCCGCCAUUAUUUCCAUAGUGAAGAAUCUCCUCCUAGGGGUUUUACCACAUCGAUUGCUCUACUCUUAAUCAACCGAAACACCACAGUUACAGAUCCAUGGCUUAAACGCCUCUUUAAUCCAUCAACCAUGAUUGGGUCUUCAAUGCAAAUCUCUCUUCUCCAGGACGGUCUAUUUGUUAGUAUAAAUAAGUAUGCUUUUCUCCUCCAGAAUCCCUUUAUUUUCUUCUUCCCUUUUUGAUUUCCCAUGAUUUCAUCAACUUAUCUUCAAUUUCAUCGACAUCGUCGACACGUUCUGGAAGCAAUCAGAGCGGUUCGGCACCGAUAUCUUCAUGGAGACAGUCACCAAGGUCGAUUUCUCCUCGAGGCCGUUCAAGAUCUUCACGGAUUCGAGAACUGUGCUCGCCGACGCCAUCAUCAUCUCCACCGAAGCUGUCGCGAAACGGUUGAGCUUCGUCCGAUCUGGCAAAGGCGCUGGUGGUUUCUGGAACCGAGGGAUCUCAGCCUGUGCUGUAUGCGACGGCACCGCUCUGAUCUUUAGGAACAAGCCUCUGGUAGUUAUCGGCGGCGGAGACUCUGCGAUGCAUGAGGUUUAUAUAAUCCACAGGUGCGAUACGUUCAGAGCGUCGAAGAUCAUGCAGCAGAGGGCGUUGUCGAAACCUAAGAUUGAAUUGAUUUGGAACUCUGUGGUGGUGGCGUAUGGAGAUGAGAACGGGAAAGGUCUGCUUGGUGGUUUGAAGGUGAAGAACGUUGUUGUUAGUGGUGAUGUUUCGGAUUUAAAAAUAUAUGGGUUGUUCUUUGCGAUUGGUCAUGAGCCAGCAACGAAGUUCUUGGAUGGGCAGUUUGAGCUUGAUGAGGAUGGGUAUGUGGUGACCAAGCCUGGUACCACUAAGACGAGCGUUCUUCUCUACGAGGCUGUGGAUUUCUUGCUAUAUAAAAGGACCCUCCAGCUCCUAUGCCAAAAGAUACAAAUUUGGAUGUAAUUAGAGUCUUAGUUGAUGUAACCAUCCGAUUCUCAUAUAUUACAAAGCCUGAGAGUUAUUUGCAAGACAUGGUUUGAUGGUUAUGGUGAACUCAGUAUGACUGCAUCAUAGAACAAGCCAUUGAUGGGGUGUUUAACAAAAGUUCAGAACUCAUCAGUCCGUAUAACAACUUGCUUAGCUGUAGGUUUGCUUAGUUUCCUUCCUCUUCAAUCCAAGGGACAAUCAACUGGGUUGGUCUGUUUCAUUUGACUGAAACUUGCAGCAAUGAAAAUGGUUUCUCACACUCAAAUUACCAAAAGAAGAAGAAGGCUCUCUCUCAACUAUUACA